UGAGUUUCUAGGCUUGGUGAGGGUGUUAUAUGGCAUUCCAGUGAUGGCAUGAAGGACAAUAUAUUCAACAGAGUGCAGUGAGUUCUUUCAUCAAAUAGCGGUAUUUUAGAGAUCUCAACCCACAGCUGUGUUUGGAGAUGACAUUUCCAAUAAGGUCCGCUAAUGGUCCUGCCACUCCAACCGACGAGGCGUUCAGCUAAACCCUGGCAAGGGAGUAUGGACUCAGGCAGUAACACUCACGACGUCAACGUAAACACAAAGCUCUCUCGCCAUCUAUACUACUGAGGCUAGCGGUGUGCAAAAUAAGCGUGUAAUGGGAUGGUUUCUGAUUUCGGGCAUCACUCGUCCGUGGUGCUAAGUGCUCCACCUGUGUGCGCAGUCGUCAUUUAAUCGCCCAGAGCACCCGUGCGGGCACAUUGUUUGUGUUCUGCUGUCAGUGUGUCUUUAGUUUGCUUUAGUCAGAGAGAUGUUUCGUCAACUACAAUGGCAUACAGCCGCCCCCCACCCAUAGUGAAGCAAAGAGGGGCUCGUGGAUCUGUGAAGGGUGAAGCCAGCUGUGUUUUGGUCACGGUUUCCUGUGAUGCAAGUCUUAGCAGAGACAUGGAGAGGGCAUGACACUAGAAGAUGCUCUACUACACGUAGCACUGUGGUUACAGGGAAACCAUAAAUACAGGAGAGGAUGAGGUUCUGUCACAACCUGCCAUUCGCCGAAACCAGAGCUGAACAACACAAACGUUAUUUGGUCGCUGGUCGGUUAAAAUGGAAACCGAAUCUACAACCUUUUUCACCAUCGAGAUGGAAAAUGACACGGGCUCCGGUUACCCUGACGACUACGACUUCGGCACGAUGAUUUGCAGCAAGGGCUGGGUGCGGGACUUCAGUCGCGGCUACGAGCCCACUCUGUUCCUGCUCAUCUUCAUCCUGGGCACGGUGGGGAACCUCCUCGUGGUGCUCCUCUACACGGGGAUCCGCAACCGUCUGAAGACCAUGACGGACAUGUACCUGCUGAACCUGGCCGUGGCCGACCUGCUGUUCCUCGCCACGCUGCCCUUCUGGGCGGUGAACGCGCUGCAAGGCUGGGCGUUCGGGAGACACGCCACCGGGCUGUGCAAGGCCGUGGUGGUCGUGUACAAGCUCAACUUCUUCAGCAGCAUGCUGCUGCUCGCCUGCAUCAGCGUGGACCGCUACGUGGCCAUCGUGCAGGUGACCCGGGCCCACAACCUGCGGCGGGAGCGGAGGAUGCUGUACAGCAGGGUGGCCUGCCUGGGCGUGUGGCUGCUGUCCUGCCUGCUGGCCGUCCCCGAGGUGCUGUUCGCCAAGGUGAGGAACACCCCGGGGGGGGUGACGGUCUGUGACCUGCUGCCCGGGACCGAGACCCAGACCAAGGUGCUGGUCCUGUCCCUGCAGAUCUGCGUGGGCUUCCUGCUGCCCCUGGUGGUCAUGACCGCCUGCUACUCCCUCAUCCUGCGGGCGCUGCUGCAGUCGCGCAGCUUCCACAAGCACAAGGCGCUGCGCGUCAUCCUGGCGGUGGUGGCGGUGUUUGUCCUCUCCCAGCUGCCGUACAACGGCCACCUGGUCGUGCGGGCGACGCAGUUCGGCAACGGCAGCAUCACGGACUGCGGCGUGGCGACGCGCAUGGACGUGUUCGGCCAGGUGGCCAAGGGCCUGGCGUACAUGCACGCCUGCGUCAACCCCUUCCUCUACGUGUUUGUGGGCGUGCGCUUCCGCAGGGACCUGCUCGGGGUGCUGAAGUCGUGCGCGGGGCGACUGGGCCCAGGGCAUGGGAAGAUGACGUCGGUUGCCAAGCGACCGUCUGUGAUGUCCGACACGGAGACCACCGCCGCUCUCUCCUUGUAGAGCCCCCCCCUCCCCUGUCCUUGUAGACCCUUCCCCUCAACCUGUAGAGCCCCUCCCCCCUUCUCCUUGUAGGGCCCCUCCCCCCUUCUCCUUGUAGAGCCCCCCCCCCUCUCCUUGUA
Messenger RNA from Gadus morhua (Atlantic cod), 1976 nucleotides. It is a transcript of the gene ccr9b, whose product is annotated as chemokine (C-C motif) receptor 9b. Gene Ontology annotation, biological process: immune response; positive regulation of cytosolic calcium ion concentration; G protein-coupled receptor signaling pathway. Gene Ontology annotation, cellular component: external side of plasma membrane; membrane. NCBI's taxonomy places the organism in Eukaryota, Metazoa, Chordata, Actinopteri, Gadiformes, Gadidae. Bases 760 to 1857 code for a protein of 365 amino acids. The transcript is spliced from 4 exons. Gene Ontology annotation, molecular function: C-C chemokine receptor activity; scavenger receptor activity; C-C chemokine binding. The record is from RefSeq and is a predicted model, not a curated record.